Messenger RNA from Mytilus californianus (California mussel), 591 nucleotides. RefSeq lists its product as uncharacterized. The transcript has 2 exons. The record is from RefSeq and is a predicted model, not a curated record. Lineage: Eukaryota; Metazoa; Mollusca; Bivalvia; Mytilida; Mytilidae. Bases 7 to 591 code for a protein of 194 amino acids.
UCUACAAUGCCACAAUCCACAAAGAUAACAAAUGGAGGAGAAUCAGAAAGCACAACAGACAAACUAACAACAGAAAUCAUAACAAGUGAGUUAACAACAGAAGGUACACCAGCGGUACAAACAGCAGAAAACACCACAUAUAUGUUAACAACUGAAAUCAUAACAGGAGAGUUAACAACAGAAGGUACAACAGCGGUACAAACAGCAGAAAGCACAACGUUUGUAUCGACAAAAGAGAUCAUGACAGUGGCAUCAACAAAAGAGAGCAUAACAGUGACAUCAACAAAAGAGAUCACGACAGUGGUACCAACGAGAGAAAGCACGACAGUCGCAUCAACGAAAGAGAGCACCACCGUUGAAUCAAAGAAAGAGAGCACAACAGUGGAAUCAACGAAAGAUAUCAAUAUAGUGGUAUCAACGAAAAAGAGCACACCAGUAGCAUCAACAAAAGAGAACACAACUGACACAAUAGCUACUCUUUACAAUACUAAUUAUCCAAUAAUAGUCGGAAGUGUUGGAGCUUUUAUUGCAAUUAUGUCUCUCGUUGGAGCAGUUUUUGCUACCUGUCUGAUCUUAAAAAGGUACCUAUAA